AUGUCAAUCUCCAACACUUCUGAAGUCGAAAUCUCUACCUUCUUCCUGAUUGGGAUUCCAGGAAUGGAACAUGCCCAUGUUUGGAUCUCAAUCCCCAUUUGCCUCAUUUACCUCUUUAGCAUUCUGGGGAACUGUAUUAUCCUCUUUUUCAUAAAAACAGAGGCCUCUCUUCAUGAACCGAUGUAUUAUUUCCUCUCCAUGUUGGCAUUGUCUGACCUAGGACUGUCCAUCUCUUCCCUGCCAACUAUGCUGAGAAUCUUCUUGCUCAAUGCCCCAGGGAUUUCCUCAGAUGCCUGCCUUGCUCAAGAGUUUUUCAUUCAUGGAUUCUCAGUCAUGGAAUCAUCUGUACUUUUUAUCAUGUCAGUUGACUGCUUUAUAGCUAUUAAUAGCCCCUUGAGAUAUGCCUCUAUUCUUACAGGUACCAGGGUCAUUAAAAUUGGUCUUGUGUUUGCUGGGAAAAGUAUUUUAUUGGUCCUACCUUUCCCCUUCAUUCUAAAAAGGCUGAAAUACUGUUAUAAAAGCCUUCUAUCCCACUCCUACUGCCUCCACCAGGAUGUCAUGAAGCUGGCCUGUUCUGACAACAAGGUCAAUAUUAUCUAUGGCUUUUUUGUGGCUCUUACAGCAAUGUUAGACUUGGCAUGCAUUUCUGUGUCAUACAUGCUAAUCCUUAAAAUUGUUUUUGGCAUUGCUUCACGAAAGGGUCGCCUCAAAGUCCUCAAUACUUGCAUCUCUCAUAUCUGUGCUGUGCUUAUCUUCUAUGUGCCUAUCAUUACCUUGGCUGUUGUUCAUCGCUUUGCUAAUAAUGCCUCUCCAGUUAUUAGAGUUAUUAUAGCUGACACUUUCCUUUUGAUUCCCCCUCUAAUGAAUCCCAUUGUGUAUUCUGUGAAGAGUCAGCAUAUUAGAAAUCGAAUCUUCGGUAAAUUAUGUGAGAAACAAAGCUAA
This is a messenger RNA of Echinops telfairi (small Madagascar hedgehog), 942 nucleotides long. Its product is annotated as olfactory receptor 51A4-like. NCBI's taxonomy places the organism in Eukaryota, Metazoa, Chordata, Mammalia, Afrosoricida, Tenrecidae. Gene Ontology annotation, molecular function: olfactory receptor activity; G protein-coupled receptor activity. The coding region runs from base 1 to 942 and encodes 313 amino acids. Gene Ontology annotation, cellular component: membrane. The transcript has a single exon. The record is from RefSeq and is a predicted model, not a curated record. Gene Ontology annotation, biological process: G protein-coupled receptor signaling pathway.